Messenger RNA from Microdochium trichocladiopsis, 1509 nucleotides. RefSeq names its product tyrosine phosphatase family-domain-containing protein. The coding region runs from base 274 to 1182 and encodes 302 amino acids. NCBI's taxonomy places the organism in Eukaryota, Fungi, Ascomycota, Sordariomycetes, Xylariales, Microdochiaceae. Gene Ontology annotation, molecular function: phosphoprotein phosphatase activity. The transcript has 3 exons. Gene Ontology annotation, biological process: dephosphorylation. The record is from RefSeq and is a predicted model, not a curated record.
CUCGUCGUUAAUCGCUUCUAGAUCCAGAAUCGACCAGCAUUGCGAAUUCUGCCUUGCGCAUAGCCCGGCUGCUGCUUGAUUGUGACGCCUGUAGUGCACUGUCUGUCUUUGGUCUCGGCUCCGCUCCAGUCUCUUCACCAGGUCAGGGAUCGAGGGAGGCUUGAACUUCCUCACAAUACACGACCAAGUGACCAUAGCAGCAGUAUUCCCCCAAAGCAUAGAAGGUCAUUCCUGCAGCAGCCCAAUAUCACGAGUUCCACACCCACACCCACAAUGACUUCCCCAGCAACAGCACCACCAGAUCUUCCCAGCCCGCCCUUCCUCGCUGUCCCCGGCAUCCAAAAUUUCCGCGACACCGGCGGCUACCCGGUCUCGUCGGCGCCGAACAAGAUUGUGCGGCGCGGCGUGCUCUUCCGCGCCGCCGAGCCCUCGCAGGUCACGCCCGAGGGGAUAUCGCGGAUGCGGGAGCUGGGCAUCAAGCACGUCUACGACCUGCGGUCGGUGCGCGAGUUCGAGAAGGAAGGGCACGCCCGCCCGCCGAGGGAGUGGGAGGGCGCCGAGAGGAUAUUCGCGCCCGUGUUCCUGGACCAGGACUACUCGCCCGAGGCGGUCGCGUUGAGGUUCCGGAGCUAUGCUAGCGGGCCGGAGGGCUUCAAAGCAGCAUACAUGUCCAUCCUGCGCGCCGCCUCGGCCCCGGAGAACACCAAGCAGCCAUACGCGUCCAUCCUGUCGCGGCUGGCAUCGGCGACGGAAACCCCGCCCGCGCCGCUGCUCGUACACUGCACGGCGGGCAAGGACCGCACGGGCGUCAUCUGCGCGCUGGUGCUCUCGCUGUGCGGCGUCGCCGACGACGUCGUCGCGCACGAGUACAGCCUCACCGCGCUCGGGCUGCGCGAGAUGCAGGAGAGCAUCAUCGAGCGGUUGAAGACUACCGAGGAGGCGUUUCGGGAUAACCCGGAGGGGGCGAGGGGGAUGGUUGUUGCUGUCAAGGAGAACAUGCUCACGACCCUCGAGCACAUUAACCAGACCUACGGCUCUGUGGAGAAGUGCGUGCUGGAGCUCGGCCUCCUCACACCUGAGAGUCUUGCCCAGCUGCGGAAGAACAUGAUUGUCGAUGAGACCGAGGCAGAUGCUUCUGGUCUGGUGGUGGACUGGAAGGAGCAUGCUAAGAUGCUUCUCUAGGAUGUAGAACUGUAGAGGUGCGAUCUCGCUUGGGGUGGUCGAGGCUAUCCGGCCACGCGAGCCCAGCUGGCCAACUUCAUUGACCGGUAGAGUGCAUUCAAAGAACCAGGAAUUCUGGGAAAUCUAGAAAGACAAAUCCUGCUAUGUUCUUUCGCUCGGAUAGAUGAGACUUUGCCUUGAUAUGCGUGUCGAAUUUUGAAAAGGCCAACGCAUUUUGACGGGUUGAUUCAAAGAGGAUUUAAGUGUUUGCCAAUUCUCAUAUGGACUGUCAAUAUAUUUUUGUGGCACUCAAGUUAGCGUGAGGAGCGGCACAAGAUGUCUUCCGUC